CCUCAACUCGUGAACAUACAUCGUCACCUGCGCCUCCUUAGCUGUUGUCGUGGCCAUGCCUUAGACGAGAAAAAUGGGAUCCUGCCUUUGCAACUCAACCAACACGUCUUUUCUUUAAGCCUCAUACAUUCCACGGGUGAUCCAACGUCCAUUAUCGCAUCGCCGGAAACGUUUCCUCAAAACAUCUAUAUCGACUCGACGAUCAGCAGUUCUUCAAGAUGGAACGGAUACGCAAGAUCUUCGAGAGGAGGAUCUCUUAUGAGCCCUUAGAGGGUGGAUCCGAAGGUCCGAAUGGAGAACAAAUCGAGCACCCCAAGCAGCAUGCUGGCGCUUUCUCAUGGAUAGAUUACUCAGUCUUCCUGUUGCUUGGGGUUGCUAUGCUGUGGGCAUGGAAUAUGUUCCUUGCCGCUGCUCCCUACUUCCAAAAACGAUUCGAAGCCGACGAUCGACUUCUUCGCAACUUCCAGUCCGCAGAACUAUCAGUAUCGACCGUUGGCAAUCUGGGGUCCAUGAUCGUGUUGACCAAGCUUCAAGCUAGAGCUUCAUAUCCAAAGCGCAUUGUAGCCUCUCUCGUCCUGAACAUCGUUGUUUUCACCUUGCUGGCAAUAUCCACCCGAAUCUUCCUAGGAGUGUCACCUGGAGUCUACUUUGGGUUUCUUAUGGUUGUAGUCUUCGUCGCAAGUCUGGCCACUGGAUUGUGUCAGAAUGGUGUCUUUGCUUUCGUGUCUGGAUUCGGCCAUGAGGAGUAUACACAGGGUAUCAUGGCGGGCCAAGGUAUCGCCGGUGUGCUCCCUUGCAUCGCUCAGAUUAUAUCUGUUCUCUCCGUAUCGGGUAACCAAUCAUCAGAGAAUGGUGCACAGGGGUCAAGCACGUCAGCGUUUGCAUACUUUUUGACAGCUUCUGCGGUUUCUGCGAUAACCUUGGUCGCAUUCGUCUAUCUGCUUUCAAGAAACAGUGCAAAGGACCGGCUCAAGGAUAGCUUGGCUCCCGACGAAGACGAGGCUGGUCUACCACUAAGUGGUGGCAAGAAGUCAAUUCCCCUGACUGUUCUUUUCAGGAAGCUAUUCUGGUUGGCUGCCGCGGUCUUCCUGACCUUCGCUCUCACCAUGCUUUACCCAGUCUAUACGUCGCAAAUUCAGAGUGUCCGCGAUCCUGCCACUUCUUCGCGCAUCUACCAGCCAGCUACCUUCAUUCCUAUCGCUUUCCUCUUCUGGAAUCUUGGAGAUUUGACCGGGCGUAUGCUUCCUGCUAUUCCCAAACUAAGUCUGACCGCAUAUCCUCGUACCCUGUUCAUCCUUUCCGCCUCUAGGAUCGCCUUCAUCCCCCUUUAUCUACUUUGCAACCUCCAAGGAAAGGGGGCGAAAGUCAACUCCGAUUUCUUCUACCUUUUCAUCGUUCAAGCAUUGUUCGGAGUCACAAAUGGAUAUAUCGGAAGCAAUUGUAUGAUGGGCUUUGUAGAAUGGGUUGAUCCAGAAGAGCGGGAAGCUGCUGGUGGCUUCAUGUCACUAUGUCUCGUUGCAGGAUUGACUGUUGGCAGCUUUAUGAGUUUCUUCGCUGCCGGAUAAGACCGUUAAGUUGACAUCGAGAUGAAUACACAUAUGUAUCAUUAGGACGGCGUUUUCGGAAUUUUUUAUCAUUGUCAUGUAACCAUUUAUAUACAGAUAUGCGACUCAAAUCUACUUGAAGCAUUGGUGCUAUAGCAUUCUCAUUUUUUUUUUCAUCUCUCAGAU
This is a messenger RNA of Aaosphaeria arxii CBS 175.79, 1730 nucleotides long. Its product is annotated as nucleoside transporter family. NCBI's taxonomy places the organism in Eukaryota, Fungi, Ascomycota, Dothideomycetes, Pleosporales. Gene Ontology annotation, cellular component: fungal-type vacuole membrane; plasma membrane. Gene Ontology annotation, molecular function: nucleobase transmembrane transporter activity; nicotinamide riboside transmembrane transporter activity. Bases 219 to 1565 code for a protein of 448 amino acids. The record is from RefSeq and is a predicted model, not a curated record. The transcript has 2 exons. Gene Ontology annotation, biological process: nucleoside transmembrane transport.